Molecule: messenger RNA, 719 nt
Organism: Diabrotica virgifera virgifera (western corn rootworm)
Lineage: Eukaryota; Metazoa; Arthropoda; Insecta; Coleoptera; Chrysomelidae
Product: neuroligin-4, Y-linked-like
Exons: 1
Coding region: 228-719 (163 amino acids)
Biological process (GO): neuron cell-cell adhesion; postsynaptic membrane assembly; synaptic vesicle endocytosis
Cellular component (GO): cell surface; postsynaptic membrane; synapse
Molecular function (GO): neurexin family protein binding; signaling receptor activity
Source: RefSeq, a predicted model, not a curated record
AUUCGCGUAUGUGAUUCUUAGUGAAAAUUGUGGAUAUAUUGUCAAUAAUAACAUAAAGUGUGAACAGACGAUUAAAAAUGUGUGUGAAUAAGUUCAUACCGGUUUAAAAUGUUUAUAUUUACCUAUUUUACUGGGUAAAACUAUAAAAAUAUUGCAAAAGCGAUUAUCUCGGCAAGUUGUAGUGAUUUAAAUAAUUAAUAUGGGCAUAGUUAUGUAAGGUGACAAUAAUGCGUAAUACCAUUCGGCAAUUUCUGUUUUUUUCUUUUUUAUUUCUGCUAUUUACCUAUCCAUCUAAAAGUGAUAUGAUCCUAGAUUCCAAACCUCAGUUAACUUCGCGAACAGUCAGAACUAAGUACGGUGACGUGAGUGGCGUAAUCUUUUCCUUGGAUUCUAAAUACCUUGAACCUGUUGAGGUGUUCCGCGGGAUUCCGUACGCGAGCCCUCCGUUGGGUAGUUUGAGGUUUAUGCCACCGGUGACAGGUGCAUUGUGGCAAGGUGUAAAGCUUGCGGAUAGAUUUAGUCCGGUAUGCCCUCAGAGAUUGCCAGAUAUUUCAAAUGAGACGGCUGCGUUAAGGAGGAUGCCUAAGGGGCGAUUGGAAUACUUGAAAAGGCUGUUACCCUAUUUAAAGGAGCAAAGCGAGGACUGCCUCUACUUGAAUAUAUACGCUCCAGCUCAAGGUAGGAUUAAUUUUUUAGAAUUAAUCAAGAAAUAUAAAUGA